GAUUUGUUAUCUACUCCUGGCAGUAGAGUUAAACAACGAUGCAGUCUUAGUUGGAUUUUUACAAACUCAGCUUUAUUUGUCCUUCCUUCCCUCCGAGCUUCGACUCGGAAUUCGGAAAUUCUGAACGGUUGGCCGAUUCGUAUAACUGUCCUUAAGUCAGUCAGCAAAGAAUAUCGGUCGGGCAAGAUCUAGAAGUAUAGAUAGAUAUAUAUAGUGAUAUAAUUAUGUCGAACAACUCAAACGCCGUAGCGAAUGGGCUGGCCGGAGCAGGAGGUGGUAUCAUUGCUCAGAUUAUCACUUAUCCCCUCCAAACGGUGAAUACGCGUCAACAAACAGAGAGAGUAGCCAAGAAAGGGUUACGUAAUUCCCAUGGGAACUUGCCCACUUCCAAAAAACCUCCACCUGGCACGCUUCGUCAAAUCCUCCAGGUCCUUAGAACUGAAGGUUGGGGAGGACUUUAUAGUGGCCUUAAGCCUUCUCUGUUCGGAACUGCUGCUUCACAGGGAAUUUAUUACUAUUUUUAUCAGGUUUUCAAAAACAAGGCAGUGGCCAUUGCAGCUGCCCGUAGAGAUAAAGGACGUGGGGAUGGUACUGUUGGCAUGUUCUCUUGGCUUGUUGUGGCAGCUAUUGCUGGCUCCUUGAAUGUGUUGUUCACAAAUCCUAUCUGGGUUCUUGUGACUCGUAUGCAGACACACACUCAAGCUGAAAGAAAGAUUAUGGAGGCAAGAAGGGUGGCCAUAUUGAUGGAAGGUUCUGAAAGUGGUUUGAUAGACUCAACUUUGCAAGAAAAAUUGGCUGAACUUGAUUCAGAAAAACCUUGUCCGUAUGGAACUGUACAUGCGGCACGUGAGGUUUAUAACGAAGCAGGAAUUACUGGAUUCUGGAAAGGAAUUGUUCCAACACUUAUUAUGGUGUGCAAUCCUUCAAUUCAGUUCAUGAUUUAUGAGAGCUCGUUAAAACAUCUAAGGGCAAAGCGUGCUACAAACAAGCAGGGAUCAACAAAUGUAGCUGCUUGGGAGGUUUUUCUAUUAGGGGCCAUUGCAAAGCUGGGAGCAACUGUCUCAACGUACCCCUUGUUAGUUGUCAAGUCGAGGCUGCAAGCAAAGCAGGAGAUUGGUGGGAAUAUCUCAUUAAGAUACUCAGGUACUCUUGAUGCAAUCAUUAAAAUGAUCCGCUAUGAAGGAUUGCCUGGCUUUUACAAGGGAAUGAGCACUAAGAUAGUACAGAGUGUUUUUGCAGCUUCUGUACUUUUCAUGAUCAAGGAGGAACUUGUCAAGGCAUACAUGCUGCUAGCACAUAAAAGCCAGAAAGUAAUAUAUAGCUUAAAGAAAUGACCACUUCACUGAGGGAUAACUCUUGUCCUUGUGGUUUUCCUCUUUGUUUACAAGUUGCUCCAAUAGUGACAGAGGGUUUUAUUUUUUAAAUAUUAUUUUUUUAAUAGGAAAAAGUGAAACAAAAAAUAGUGAUGGAGGUUAUUAUAAAUCCAUGAUGCACAAAUUGGCACUAAAGGCCUGUCUGAAGAUGGUGCACCUAAUGACACUUCAUAUUUUUCUCUUUUUGUAUUAUUUUUCCUUUUUCUCCUUUCACCCUUUUUUUCAAAUGAUGUCUAGUAAUGUAAUCUGGUUACUAUGUUACUUGGGACAAAUUGAUUUUGAAGUUAAACUAUGGAACUAGUGAAAUUAGUUAUGGACAAUGCGAUUUAAUGAUAUUCAAUUUUAGGGAUGAUUCAACCAUCAGAAUUU
This is a messenger RNA of Quercus lobata, 1742 nucleotides long. RefSeq names its product Mitochondrial substrate carrier family protein (gene PXN). The record is from RefSeq and is a predicted model, not a curated record. Gene Ontology annotation, biological process: nucleotide transport; transmembrane transport. Lineage: Eukaryota; Viridiplantae; Streptophyta; Magnoliopsida; Fagales; Fagaceae. The transcript is spliced from 12 exons. The coding region runs from base 225 to 1334 and encodes 369 amino acids.